GGUCCGGUGUGCCUCAUGCCCCUCGGACUGGCGAGCACGUUGCCUCUGGGCAACGGUCGCGUUUUGUGUUCAUUUAAAUUAAACAGCACUGUCCGCGCCCUAGUCAAGCUCUACGACGAUGUUGCUGAAUUUAAUUUCCUCAUCGAAUACUUGAAGCUUCUUCAGUCCGUCACCAAUGACCGUCACCUGCGUAUCAACGAAAAAUCCUCCUCUGGAAAACCAAGCAAUGCACUGAAUACCAACGUAUUCCGGACGGUGGUACGGGAAGUGUACAACCAAAGGUCCGUCAGUGUUCCAUCCAGAAUCCUCCCGAAUUCAGACAGCAGUUUAUCCGAGAAUACCAGUCUUAUUUCAGAGCCCUCGGAAUUUUCCAAAAGCCCAUGGGAGGCUCUGUGCGAACAGCAACAGGCGAAAAGCUGGCACUCAACGCCCAGUCUUGUCUGCGAAGAGGAAUUUCCCGAAUCCACGGUGGGACAAACGUAUGAUAUCUAUGGACCGUCCCCCUACGAAAUCAACACCUUGAAUUUCUGUGAAAAUGAAGCAGUUUGCCACCAGCCACCAGUCUUGAUGGUCUGUAACAUUAGUUCUCUGGAAGGACUGGGCGAAGAAGUUGUUGCCAACGAAUGUUUCCUAAUUUACGAGUCUUUGCGUUCACUCAGAUGUACCGAGGCGAAGUUAGUGAGCGGUUGUCAGGUCGAGGUUGUUCGGACGAGGAUAUCGCCCAGUCUGUUUUCGAACGUUGGGCAGAAUGAAUCUCACAACUCCAUGCUUCGUCCGCCCGGACAUCGAGGCAGUUUAAGUAUUCUAGAGCAAAGACUGUGCUUGAAGGAUCUCAUGAGCAUUGCUACACGCGUUAAGCUUCAUAACGGAGAAACUGCCUGCGAAGUGCCUUUACCUUCUGCUUCCAUGCGAUUCGUAAUAAAACCAACGGAUAUUAGAAAGGUAAGAGCAGUAUUCUUCCUGUUCGAUAUACAUGAGUACUGGAGAAGUAUUGACUAA
Molecule: messenger RNA, 999 nt
Organism: Dibothriocephalus latus
Lineage: Eukaryota; Metazoa; Platyhelminthes; Cestoda; Diphyllobothriidea; Diphyllobothriidae
Source: the annotation of a GenBank genome assembly